CCCGAGCUGGCCUUCGGAGCCAAGCAGGCCUGGCGGAACGCGGCGCGCUGCGUCGGCCGCAUCCAGUGGAACAAGCUCCAGGUGUUUGAUGCCCGGGACUGUGCAGGGGUAGGGGAGAUGUUCAGCCUCCUCUGCUCCCACAUCCAGUUCGCCACCAACCGCGGAAACAUCCGGUCUGCCAUCACCAUCUUCCCGCCGCGGGCACCGGGACGGGGUGAUUUCCGCAUCUGGAACCCGCAGCUGAUCCGCUACGCCGGGUACCGGCAGCCCGACGGCUCCGUCAGGGGCGACCCCGCCAACGUGGACAUCACCGAGCUCUGCAUCCAGCACGGCUGGACCCCCGGGGGAGGCCGCUUCGACGUGCUGCCGCUGCUGCUGCAGGGCCCCGAGGAGUCCCCCGAGCUCUUCCCGCUCCCCCCCGGAGCUGGUCCUCGAGGUGCCGCUCCAGCACCCCAC
Molecule: messenger RNA, 456 nt
Organism: Neopelma chrysocephalum (saffron-crested tyrant-manakin)
Lineage: Eukaryota; Metazoa; Chordata; Aves; Passeriformes; Pipridae
Product: nitric oxide synthase, endothelial-like
Exons: 4
Biological process (GO): nitric oxide biosynthetic process
Molecular function (GO): nitric-oxide synthase activity
Source: RefSeq, a predicted model, not a curated record